CCAUGCUUCCAUUAGCAUUUCAGGCACUGAUCUUCAUUCGUAAAAUGGCCAACAAGAUUUUAAUUGGUGGCUCUGACUUUUACUAUUAAUCUGGCUUAGAUACUUUAAAUUUUGUUUUACUACAUUUGAAAAGGGUGAAGCCUUAAAGAGAGAAAAAUAAUAAUUGAGGAGAGAAGAUACUCAGAGAAAAAACAGAGGCUUCUCUGGAUUCAGGCUGUCCACUUAAAGAGAACUGUGACUUAUGCAGGGGACCUUAUCAUUGUAAGUAGCAUAGUUUUGCUUGUUUGGAUUAAUUCUUUUUUUAAAAAAAGAACCCUCACUCCUAACAUCGGAAAAUUUUCUGGUUCUUUGAUAUCUUUAAAAAGUGACUGAAUAUUUUCUAACAUCCACUGAAAUGGAAAGCUUUUGAUUUUUGAUUAAGACCUGAGCGUCUGGUUAUGAGUAUGAACCAGAUAAUCCGUUUUGAAUAUCAGCCUCCAGACUAUACGUGGCUUUUUAAAAAUGAAGAAGCUUAAACUACCUGUAAAUAGAGCAUAGGGGGCAAAGUCCCUAUCAACUGUAUCACUCUCCAUCCCUCUGAUCAUUUUAAAUGCCUGACACUGAAAACCUUCAUUAAAGGAGUGAAUCUUCCAACCCCACAGAGAGCUGCCUUUCAGCUGGAAGAAGGGUGUGUCCUGAGCUUUUACCGGGAGCAAUGAUGAUCUUGUCAAGCAUUUCACGGAGACCAGCCCAAGUUUUUAGGGUGGGGAUCUAGACUGGUUAUACGUACCUUGUGCUCUUCUCCCAGAGAAGGCAGAAACACCUCAAAGCCUGCAUGUAAGAACAUCUACUGAGAAAUUAUUUUAAUCAGACACCAGUUGAUUGGGGGAAAGAAAAAAGAACAGAGAACAAACAAAACUCUCUUGGUCUUGGAUGUAAGAGAACCCAGCUGCAAUGGACUGGCACUUUUUAAGAACAGCCACAGUGCUGCUCAUUUUUCUGGUGGUGGUGGAAAUUAACAGUGAAUUUCGAAUCCAGGUAAGAGAUUACAACACUAAAAAUGGCACCAUCAAGUGGCAUUCAAUCAGGAGGCAAAAACGUGAAUGGAUCAAGUUCGCUGCAGCCUGUCGUGAAGGUGAAGACAAUUCAAAGAGGAACCCAAUCGCCAAAAUUCAUUCAGAUUGUGCUGCAAACCAGCAAGUUACAUACCGCAUCUCUGGAGUAGGAAUUGAUCAGCCACCUUAUGGAAUCUUCAUCAUCAAUCAAAAAACUGGUGAAAUUAAUAUUACAUCCAUAGUUGAUCGAGAGGUCACCCCUUUUUUCAUUAUCUAUUGCCGGGCUCUGAAUUCACUGGGUCAAGAUUUAGAGAGGCCUCUUGAGCUCAGAGUCAGGGUUCUGGAUAUAAAUGACAAUCCUCCAGUAUUUUCUAUGUCUACUUUCGUAGGACAAAUAGAAGAAAAUUCUAAUGCAAAUACUCUGGUGAUGAGACUCAAUGCUACUGAUGCAGAUGAACCAAAUAACCUGAACUCAAAAAUAGCCUUCAAGAUCAUAAGACAAGAACCUUCUGAUUCACCAAUGUUUAUUAUCAACAGAAACACUGGAGAAAUUCGUACAAUGAAUAGUUUUCUAGACAGAGAGCAAUAUAGCCAGUAUUCCCUUGCUGUGAGAGGCUCAGACCGAGAUGGUGGGGCAGAUGGUAUGUCAGCAGAGUGUGAGUGCAACAUUAAAAUUCUCGACGUUAAUGAUAACAUCCCAUACAUGGAACUGUCUUCUCAUAUGGUUAGAAUUGAAGAAAAUGCUCUAUCUCAAAAUUUGCUCGAGAUUAGAGUAAUCGAUUUGGAUGAGGAGUUCUCAGCUAAUUGGAUGGCAGUAAUUUUCUUUAUCUCCGGAAAUGAAGGAGGUUGGUUUGACAUAGAAAUGAAUGAAAGGACAAAUGUGGGAAUUUUAAAGGUUAUUAAGCCCCUAGAUUAUGAAGCUGUGCGGAAUCUGCAACUUAGUCUCGGUGUCAGAAAUAAAGCUGACUUUCACCAUUCAAUUAUGUCUCAAUAUAAAGUCACAGCAACUGCAGUCUCUGUGACUGUGUUAAAUGUAAUUGAAGGUUCAGUGUUUCGUCCAGGUUCAAAGACAUAUGUAGUAAGGAGUGACAUGGGACAGAAUUAUAAAGUGGGAGACUUUGUAGCUACUGACCUGGACACAGGUCUAGCUUCAACAACUGUUAGAUAUGUAAUGGGAAAUAAUCCAGCUAACCUACUAAAUGUUGACUCAAAAACAGGCAUAAUUACUUUGAGAAAUAAAGUUACCAUGGAACAAUAUAAAAUGCUUAAUGGAAAAUACCAAGGAACAAUUCUAUCUAUAGAUGAUGCUCUUCAAAGAACUUGUACUGGAACAAUUAAUAUUGACCUUCAAGGUUCUGGGUGGGAAGAUGAUUUUGGAGAAGUUACCAGUUCUGAAAACAGUGGAAGUUCUACUGGAGAUAGCAGUGGAGGUACAGGUGGAGGUGGCAGAGAAAAUCCUAGCGAAGGUGAUACCACUACAAACACAGGUGGCAAAACUUCCACUGAAAAUGAAGGCAGUGAAACCCAGACACAGACCAAUGACGACUAUCCGGAAUUAGGUGGUAAUAACUUAAAUCUGUCAGAUAAUGUCCAUUUUGGUCCUGCUGGCAUCGGACUACUCAUCAUGGGAUUUUUGGUCCUAGGAUUGGUCCCAUUUUUGUUGAUGUGCUGUGACUGUGGAGGUGCUCCUGGUGCAGGAGCUGGCUUUGAGCCUGUCCCUGAAUGUUCAGAUGGAGCAAUUCACUCAUGGGCAGUAGAAGGACCACAGCCACUUCCCACAGAUGCGACCACGGUCUGUGUACCACCAAUACCAUCUGAUAAUGCAAAUCUAAUUGAAUGCAUUGACACAUCCGGGGUUUACACAAAUGAGUAUGGUGGCAGAGAAAUGCAAGAUCUGGGAGGAGGAGAAAGAACAACAGGAUUUGAACUAACAGAAGGAGUUAAAACGUCAGGAGUACCUGAAAUAUGUCAAGAAUAUUCUGGAACAUUAAGAAGAAAUUCUAUGAGAGAAUGUAGAGAAGGAGGUCUGAAUAUGAACUUCAUGGAAAGCUACUUCUGUCAGAAAGCAUAUGCUUAUGCAGAUGAAGAUGAAGGACGUCCAUCCAAUGACUGUUUGCUCAUUUAUGAUAUUGAAGGUGUAGGUUCUCCUGCUGGCUCCGUGGGUUGUUGUAGCUUCAUUGGAGAAGACUUGGAUGACAGCUUUUUGGACACACUGGGGCCUAAAUUUAAGAAGUUGGCAGAUAUCAGCCUGGGAAAAGAAGUUGAACCUUAUCCAGACCCUGAUCCCUCUUGGCCACCUGAGAGCACUGAACCAAUUUGCCCUCAGCAGGGAACAGAGCCCAUCAUUGGUGGACACCCUCCCAUCUCCCCACAUUUCGGUACUACCACAGUCAUUUCUGAGAAUACCUACCCCUCAGGACCUGGUGUACAGCAUCCUAUGCCUAUUCCUGAUCCUCUGGGCUAUGGUAAUGUCACUGUGACCGAGUCUUACACCACCUCUGGCACUCUGAAGCCCACUGUCCAUGUUCAUGAUAAUCGACAUGCAUCAAACGUAGUGGUGACAGAGAGGGUUGUUGGCCCAAUCUCUGGCACUGAUUUGCAUGGAAUGUUAGAGAUGCCUGACUUGAGAGAUGGAUCAAAUGUUAUAGUGACAGAAAGGGUAAUAGCACCAAGCUCAAGUCUACCCACCUCUUUGACUAUGCCUGAUCCCAGAGAAUCAUCAAAUGUGGUAGUGACAGAAAGAGUAAUCCGACCAGCUUCUGGCAUGAUGGGCAAUCUAAGUAUACACCCUGAGUUAUCAAAUGCCCAAAAUGUGAUUGUGACAGAGAGGGUUGUUUCUGGCUCUGGCAUAAGUGGUAUUAGUGGCCCAGCUGGGAUAAGUGGAGGCAGUGGCCUAGUUGGCAGUGCAAUGGGAGUAAGUGGUGGUGGCAUUGGGCUGAACAGCCUGGGAGGAGGUGGUGGCCUGAGUAGCAGCAUGGGGGGCACAGCCACCAUCGGUCAUGUGAGGAGCUCCUCUGACCAUCACUUUAGCCAGACCCUUGGAUCUGCCUCCCCUAGUACUGCCCGAAGCCGAAUCACAAAGUACAGUACAGUACAAUAUACUAAGUAGCCAGGAUCCCAGUACAUUUGUUCUCAGUAAUGGUGAUUUAGAUUCCAUUCCCACCACCAAAAAACUAAUGAUGCGUUUGAUGAUGUGCAGGUAGGUGCUAAAAAACUGUGGAACAAGGUCAGAAACCACAAUGAGAAAGACAGAUGGAAACAGUGCUAUUGAGCAAGAGCUCUCCUAGCAUUUGUAAACUUUUUUCUUAUAUUAAUACUAAUGGAAUCAUGACAGUGAAGUAAAACUUGAGACAGGGUCUUCUUUGCUUCUGUGUGGCCUGUCUUAUAUCUCCAGCAAAGGGAAUAAAUUAAACUCAGUCAUGCAAAACCACUGGCCUUAAGAUGGCUAUCUGCACAACUCUCCUUACUCUGUUUUGAUUUGCCAUGUAGCUCAGGCAAUAUUAAAAAAGGACUAAACAUGUAACAUGAGCUCACUUAUGUAGGAAGAAUUUGAAAUAUGUGCUAAGCACCUAGUCAAUUUCACAGAUAAUAGGAAUAAAAAUCCAACCAUGUAUUCAGACCAUGAUGAACCAUUAAAGAAAACAAAAUCUGGCUACACAAUCCAGUUCACAAGCCAUCAAGCACUCCUACCUUAAUAAUUGCACAAGAUAAAAUAAACCUCAAAUGAGGAACAAUUUCCUGGGAGGAAAUUUCCACAAGGGAAUGGCAAUAGGGGAGAUUCAUUGGGGGAAAACUGGAAAUGUCUGAACCUGAUCUUGAGAUGGGGCCUCAGCUAAAAUUCCGAUGGAGUCCAGGAGUUUUCUGAUUCUAGUUUGUGUUUUGUGGUAGAUGUGAAGUUGCAGAAUAUCACACUCAUUCUUCUCCUUAUCACUGUGGCUCUUACCUAAAGGCAGAAAGCUUGCCAAGUAUACUUCUCUGACUGAAGCAAGUAACACCUGACAUGGUUGUCAUCCCUAAUGGUAAAUUACCUUCCAAGGAAGCAGAUGGAUACCACUUUGUAUUUUCAGAUGUGUGUUUAGUAAGUGGAUACCACUUUGUAUUUUCAGAUGUGUGUUUAGUAAGUGUUAUUCACCUACAUCCAGCUCUCUAUUAUACAUCUCUUAAGUUAAAAUAAUUUACUUAAGCUGAGCUGUGAAAAAACUCUGCAGUAUGGUUAAGCUUUGGGGGGAUUUUAUUAAGGGGAUCUAAAAAAAGUUUUUAGAACAUGUAAAAUGUUUAAUGGGAAAAGUUAGUUCUGUAAAGUAAUGCUGUACUAUUAGUUUUAAUUGAGUUUAGUACUUUUAAAAACAACACUCUGCUGCUAUUUUAAAGAGGUCAACCAAAACCUUUUAACAGAGUUGAUGAUAUUGUGUUAACUUAUGUGAAAUUGUACUAGACAAUCCCAUAUCCUUACUCUAUCUCACUCCCUAACUAAAUUUUCUCACUAGAAUAAAUCUUAUACUCCUUAUUUAAUUUGUUGAUAAAACUCUUGGCUUAUAUAAUAUUCCAAUUUAUAGAUAGUUCCCAAAUUAUAUAGUAUGAUAUAUUUUUCUAGCUUCAAAAUUUAGCAAUAUACUAUUUAUGAUAAGCCAUUUCUGUGUGUUUGCUAUAUAGUAAUGCCUGGUUUAAAAAAAUUUCUAAAUAGAACCAAAGCAUUCUUAGACAGGGAUAAACCUGCUAUGGCAAGAUAGAGAAAUUUUUUUCUCAUUUCUAAAUUCAGUGUUGAUAUGAGCUCACUAAAGUGAAACUAGAUAUGACAAAAUUGUUCAAGGACUAUUCCCUGUCGAUUACUCAAAUUUCCCAAGGUAUUACAAAAUCCAAGAAUAGUCAACUUCCAACACUUUUCAAAGGGAGCUAAGGAGUGAACUAUUUUAUCAGAGCUAUUUUGCUCUAUGUUAUAGUAGAUGAUGUCAAUAUUUUCAAAGCCACAAUAUACAUCUUAUUUUACAUCUGUAGUCUAUGUGAAAUUUUGAUAGUCUGUAGCAUGUCAAAAUGCAGAGGUGUAAAUAAAGUCAUUUACAGGGACUCUUUUAUUUCUUUCUCCCAUUUGGGGAGGGGGGAGCUUCCAUUAAUGAUGGAUAAUCUUUCCAGAAAUAAAGUCAAAAUGUAUUUAUUGAAAUAUACUUGAUUAUGCUGGAUCCAGGAGUUUGAAGGAAUAAAAAUAAUUACUAGUUAAUUAAUUCAAGGGAAUGGUAUCUGACCAAAAGUAGCUUCUGUGUCACUUUGAUUUCUCAUCAGAAGUGUUUUUUAAAGACUCUGGAUAUCUUCCAAAAAAGUUUUUUAGAUUGUCUAACAAAUGCCAGAGUGACCAUCUUUAAUAACUGUUGUUAUGAAGAUCCAUUAGUAAAAAACCAUGGAAGAUAUAAAAAAUGACAGUAUUAGUUGUCAAUUUUUCUAGGAAGAUACUUUCAAAUAAAUUUUUUGUCAGGAUUACACACUGAUGUUCUAACUCUUUAUUCUUAAAUUUUAAAAUCAUCUUUUUAAGAUAUAGUUCUAACAAUCCUUUAAAGGCAUGUCAUUUUUUCAAUAAACAACCUUUGGGCAGAAAUCAAUUCUCCUCUGUAGAUCCUUUACUCCAACUCACAGACCUUAGGUCAUUCUACAGACCUAAGAUAUGGAAAUUAUUUUACAAGUAAAUGUUAUAAUUCAAAUCUAUAUUGGAGGCUGAAUCUCAGAUCAACAUGCUCUUAACAAAAGGGAGAGGAAAAAAUAGUAGUUUAAAUGUUCUGUGUAUAGAGUUUGAAAUAAAGUGAUGGUCCUUAGGGUCUGACUUCCUAAAGAUAUGGUCCUUAGGGUCAAAAAUUAGUGUGUCAUAAAUAUUUCAUAAUUUAAUAUCAACCAAAUUACCAUCCUGAGCUAAUUUUAACAUUUAGUUCCAGAUUUGUCUGCUACAUAUUAUUAGUCUGUAUGUAUAUUGCCAAAUGUAACUGUAUGCACUACAAAUUUACAGAAAAGUUAUCGCCUGGGGAUAUAUUUAGGGCUUCAUCUGGACAUCUGUUUACACUGCCACAUAGUUUUACCCUUAUAAUCUCCAUUCAAUGUAAUUUCCUGACAAUUUUAAUCAUAUAGCUUCAAAAAUUACAUAGUUGCUCUAACUGGAUGUUUUUAAUUAUAUACACAAUUCGUUUCUGAAUUUAUACCAACAUCUGAAUGUUGGUAUAAAUCAACCAGGGUAUAACACAUAUGAUACCCUCUAGCUAGAAUAGGAAUUUAAAGGUUUUAUCAUCAUUGGCUAGAAGAGCCAGUUUAGGAAAGACAUUCAAAAGCCAAAAUGAACUUUUAAAAGUAUUUGCCACAUUCUCCCAUACCUAUUUAAUAAAUUCCAACCUUUUGUAGGAUUUCUGGUAUUUUUAAGACUUACUUCACUUUGCACUGCAAUACACCAGUCUACACAGAUUACUAGUCCCCAUGAAAUAGAAUCUGCAUUCUGGUUCUAGAUUGUUCAGUUUAUAUUAGGACAACAGCACGAAUGGAUCAACCUAUUAGCCAUCAAAGAAUUUUAAAACAAGGAAUAAUCUAUUGUUUAACUGUCUGUAUUCCUUCCAUUUAGUUAUAUUUGAAUUACUAAACACUUUAUCAUCAAGCAGUACCUAGUCUUAUUUUUUUAUUUUGCUAUUUUACAAGUAUUUUUAAACUCUAAUAUUCAUCUUUGGUGAUGUUUAAAACAGGUGCUUUCUUUUAGGUUUCAAUAUAAAAGUUCUUGGCUCAUUUGGGCAAUAGUUCCUUGCUUGGUUGGUCCUCCGUUGGCUAUUUUAAGUCAGUUUGUAAUUUCCAAAGACUUAUGUUUACGGCAAUAAAAUGAUUGGUAUGCUUCCA
This is a messenger RNA of Nyctereutes procyonoides (raccoon dog), 7889 nucleotides long. It is a transcript of the gene DSG1, whose product is annotated as desmoglein 1. Gene Ontology annotation, cellular component: plasma membrane; desmosome. Lineage: Eukaryota; Metazoa; Chordata; Mammalia; Carnivora; Canidae. The transcript is spliced from 15 exons. The record is from RefSeq and is a predicted model, not a curated record. Gene Ontology annotation, molecular function: gamma-catenin binding; calcium ion binding. Gene Ontology annotation, biological process: homophilic cell-cell adhesion. The coding region runs from base 934 to 4143 and encodes 1069 amino acids.